UAACAAAUGGACAACUUACUUCCAACAACAAGUGGAUCACAAACAUUAUGUGUCUUCAUCCUAUAACAUAGUGAAAUUUUACAUUUCCAGUUUGAACAGCUUAAACUUCACCUUCCAACUACGGAUACCUAUCAUAACCUCACAUGGAGAAGAGGAUCCAGUUGAUGAGAAGUCAGAUAGUUUCACAACGUCCUCACUUGUUUCUUCUUUCACUGGCCUUUGCUUUCUUUGUGGCAGAUCCAUUCAGUUUAAGUCCGGUAGGGGACAAUGACUUUAAGCCAGUGAAGAAUGACAUUGCACCAUACAAGCAAGUCAUGGAGAGUUGGCGCGGAGACAAGAAUAACCGGUUAGGCCUCGGCAAUUUGGAGUUUGUUAAUGAAAUUUACGGUCCGGAAUCACUAGAAUUUGAUAAUUUGGGUCGUGGCCCAUAUGCGGGACUAGCUGAUGGACGCAUUGUAAGGUGGAUGGGGGAAGAUGCUGGCUGGGAAACAUUUGCACUUGUCACCCGUAACUGGUCGGAGAAGGUUUGUAGUAAAGGAAAAGAUUCAACAACAGCAAAGCAAUGGAAAGUAGAGGGAGAAUGUGGGAGGCCCCUUGGGCUAAGGUUCCAUAAAGAGACGGGGGAUUUGUACAUAGCAGAUGCUUACUAUGGCCUCCUAGUUGUGGGUUCUGAAGGAGGCGUCGCAACGUCCUUGGCUACACAUGUUGAAGGCAAUCCCAUACUCUUCGCCAACGACCUUGAUAUCCAUACUAAUGGCUCCAUCUUCUUCACCGAUACUAGCAAGAAAUACAACAGAGUGAACCAUUUUCUCAUAAUGUUAGAAGGAGAAGACACUGGUAGACUUCUUAGGUACGAUAUUGCUACAAGAUCUACUCAUGUCGUCCUGGAUGGAUUGACUUUCCCUAAUGGAGUACAAUUAUCCAAGGACCAAACUUUUCUUCUCUUCACUGAAACAACCAAUUGCAGGCUGAUGAAAUACUGGCUAGAAGGUCCGAAGACAGGCACAGUUGAGAUUGUAGCAAACCUGCCAGGAUUUCCAGACAAUGUAAGGGUGAAUGAGAAAGGUCAAUUCUGGGUUGCAAUUGAUUGUUGUCGUACUCGAGCACAAGAAAUUCUCAUACAUAAUCCAUGGAUGAGAAGCGUUUACUUUAGAUUACCAUUUCCGAUGCGUUACCUGGCUAGAUUGAUGGGGACCAAAAUGUACACUGUUAUCUCACUCUUCAAUGAAAAUGGAGAAAUUAUUGAUGUUCUUGAAGAUAAAAAAGGCCUAGUUAUGAAGCUGGUUAGUGAAGUUAGAGAAAUAAAUGGGAAGCUAUGGAUUGGGACUGUGGCUCAUAACCACAUUGCCACCCUUCCAUACCCCUAAUACUUUGGACUGGGUAUCUAUGUUUGACUUUCUGCUUUUACUUAUUUAUAGUAUUUAUUAAUUUUGCAAUGUUAGUAUGGUUUGAUUUAUGUGUAACAAAACUAAUGAAUAAUAGCCCAGCACUUGUUUAA
Molecule: messenger RNA, 1498 nt
Organism: Lycium barbarum (goji berry)
Lineage: Eukaryota; Viridiplantae; Streptophyta; Magnoliopsida; Solanales; Solanaceae
Product: protein STRICTOSIDINE SYNTHASE-LIKE 13
Exons: 4
Coding region: 144-1367 (407 amino acids)
Biological process (GO): biosynthetic process
Molecular function (GO): strictosidine synthase activity
Source: RefSeq, a predicted model, not a curated record